AUGCCCUACAACAUCGCGAUGAUCAGUGAUAAUUUCUUUCCACAACCUGGAGGAGUGGAAAGCCACAUGUAUCAGCUCUCAUCUAAACUCAUAGACCGCGGUCACAAAGUAAUUAUCAUAACGCAUGCCUAUUCCGGCCGCACAGGUGUCCGAUACUUGACCAAUGGACUCAAAGUCUACCAUGUUCCAUUCUUCGUCAUCUACCGCGAGACAACAUUCCCAACCGUCUUCUCCUUCUUCCCCAUUUUCCGGAACAUCGUGAUCCGCGAACAGAUUGAAAUCGUUCAUGGCCACGCGAGUCUGAGUAGCUUGUGUCAUGAGGCGAUAUUGCAUGCUCGAACAAUGGGGUUGAGGACCGUCUUCACGGACCAUAGCUUGUUUGGGUUUGCCGAUGCAGCAAGUAUCCUCACAAACAAGUUGUUGAAGUUCACCUUGAGCGAUGUGGACCACGUCAUCUGUGUCAGCCAUACUUGCAAAGAGAACACGGUUCUGAGAGCUUCCUUAGAUCCCCUAAUGGUCUCUGUGAUACCAAACGCAGUGGUCGCAGAGAACUUCCGACCUCUGUCGCAUACUUCCUCGCAUAGCUCACACCAUCGUGAUGCCCCAGGCCCUCCACCUCGCCUCGGUCCUCAUGAUACGAUUACCAUAGUCGUAAUCUCCCGACUGUUUUACAACAAAGGCACCGACCUCCUGAUAGCCGCUCUUCCUCGCAUUCUCGCCUGCAACCCGAAUGUGCGUUUCAUAAUCGCUGGCACGGGCCCGAAAGCAAUAGAUCUGGAGCAGAUGAUUGAACGCAACGUCUUGCAAGACCGAGUCACGCUCCUCGGCCCUGUUCGACAUGAGGAAGUUCGAGAUGUUAUGGUAAGGGGUCACAUCUACCUACAUCCAUCACUCACAGAGGCGUUUGGUACGGUUAUCGUCGAAGCCGCAUCCUGUGGGCUCUAUGUCGUUUGCACCCGUGUAGGUGGCAUUCCCGAAGUACUUCCGCGUCAUAUGACCGAGUUUGCAAAGCCAGAGGAAGAUGACAUCGUGGCCGCCACCGGGCGUGCAAUCGCAGCUUUAAGAGCGGGGAAAGUCCGAACAGAGCUGUUCCAUAACCAAGUCAAGCAGAUGUAUUCCUGGACGGAUGUUGCUCAGCGGACUGAGAGGGUGUAUGAUGGGAUCAGUGGAGUGCUGAGCCAUGAUGAAUUCUAUCAGGGAGCUGGAGCCGGAGGCGGGUGGAGCGCUACCCGAGGACGCGCAGGCGUUCAAAGCUUUGCCUUGAUUGAAAGACUGAAGAGAUACUACGGCUGCGGUAUCUGGGCUGGGAAGCUGUUCUGCUUGUGCGUCAUUGUAGACUAUCUGCUCUUCGUCUGCCUCGAGAUCUUCGCGCCCAGAUCUCGUAUCGAUCUGGCGAGGAAUUGGCCAAAGAAGGACUUUAAAGACGCCAAAGAUAAGGAGGUAGAUGGCACUAAAGAGGGGCCUGUAAUAGGCAGAAAGAGAAGUGCAAGGCACAGAAGGGAGAAAAGGGAAGAUUCGAGCUGA
Messenger RNA from Lindgomyces ingoldianus, 1524 nucleotides. Its product is annotated as glycosyltransferase family 4 protein. Gene Ontology annotation, biological process: GPI anchor biosynthetic process. The record is from RefSeq and is a predicted model, not a curated record. Gene Ontology annotation, molecular function: phosphatidylinositol N-acetylglucosaminyltransferase activity. Lineage: Eukaryota; Fungi; Ascomycota; Dothideomycetes; Pleosporales; Lindgomycetaceae. Gene Ontology annotation, cellular component: glycosylphosphatidylinositol-N-acetylglucosaminyltransferase (GPI-GnT) complex. Bases 1 to 1524 code for a protein of 507 amino acids. The transcript is spliced from 5 exons.